Oncorhynchus mykiss (rainbow trout) is the source of this 4294-nucleotide messenger RNA. RefSeq names its product bile acid receptor. Gene Ontology annotation, cellular component: RNA polymerase II transcription regulator complex. The record is from RefSeq and is a predicted model, not a curated record. Lineage: Eukaryota; Metazoa; Chordata; Actinopteri; Salmoniformes; Salmonidae. Gene Ontology annotation, biological process: bile acid signaling pathway; positive regulation of transcription by RNA polymerase II; negative regulation of transcription by RNA polymerase II. Gene Ontology annotation, molecular function: RNA polymerase II cis-regulatory region sequence-specific DNA binding; nuclear receptor activity; zinc ion binding.
AUGAAGAGUAUAUUUAUAAUUUUAUUUCAAUUUGAUCCGUUAUUCAAACUCUACUAUGGACUGUGUAUUUGAAAACCGUAGUUUUACUAUCAUGUUCCUUGUUGAUUGUUGCUGUGAAGUUGUCUUGUUGAUGUGAAGAGGCUUAGCUGUCCUACUUCUCCUGAGUAACCUGCUACCUGAUAGAUGAAGUGCCAAGGUGCCAUAGUGCAUCUUAUCUUACAGACUUACAAAGAGAUUUAAGAAGUUUUAACAGUGUGCUUUGGAAGGGUAAUUUACUCCAACUAAGUCUUAAUUUAAAAAAAUACAUUAUUGAUGCACGCAUUAAGGAACUGACAUUGGAUAGGUUCGAGAGGUUUGGUGGUUACACUUGGACUUUUACAAAUAUUUUUGCCACAAUGCCGAGCCAGUGUUUUGACUUGACUCUGUGUCCGUUUAGUCAUGACAACAGUAUCCUAACUCGUUUGUAAAUGUUUUUAAGACCUGCUGUUACAAACAAGUAAUGGAUAAGGAAAAUUAAGUUGGUAGGCUUGCAUCUACAGUACAGUAAGGGGGAAAAACAAAAAUCUUGAUUCUAUGGAAUCCAUUUGAGAGAGAAACAUUUUCUGAAAACUGCAUUUGUACUAUGCUCAAGCGUUCUAAAGCAACAACAGAUAAGCUGAAAUCAAAGACUUUCAUUGUGUAUAUUAUGUUAGUAUGUUCAGUAUGUUCAGAGUUCCGGCGCCGACAGAGAUGGCCGCCUCGCUUUGCGUUCCUAGAAUGUAUUUCUAAAACAGAUUAUAAACUGUUUGGAUCUAGUUAGGGCGAUAACUUCAAGAGGUGAAAAUGUGAUGUACUAAGCAAGCAUUUAUGUUCCUUUUGACAUUUCACAACAACGGUCUAGUCAAUUCGCAUUAACUGUAGUAACAUUUAGAGUAUUUACAAGUAUUUACAAAUCAUGUGAUCUAUUUUAGCACUGGACUUUAACCACAAAUCCAUCCCCUGGCCCUCCCUGCAAGGCCACUCUAAUCUAAGCGUCAGUUUCCUGUUUAAAUCAGUAAACACUGUGCUAUCUGAGUCAGGCUACCAGCAAACAGUGUGCAGUGAUAAAGAGCCAAGCUGGGAAGACGUACUAGAGGUUUAGAGAAAGAGAGAUAUUUAUUGUGUGCUUACAGCCUUCAGUCCAAACGUUGAGUGAAUCAAGGGUCAUGUGUUUAUCCCACCCUUACCCUCCUCCUCCAGAAUGAUUCCCUUGGGGAUGUACAUGCUCAGGCCCUUGUCCAACAGUGACAACUGGGCCACACUAGAAGAUCCAUGGCCACAUGUAUACACUCCAAGAAAUUGUCCCCAUCACUCAUUAUGAAGAGGGAAAUGAAUGAAUGCGCAGCCACAUCCACUGUAGUGUAUGCGUUCCCUCCGUUAUCAUGCUCUCUCACUCUCUUGGAGGGUACAGUAUAAGGGGUAGCAAGCUUUGUGAAGACAUGACUAAUGCAACAGUACACGUGACAGGGGAAUAUGACAACAGAAGCCUCUCCUGGGAUUUGUUAAGAUUAAGCGGGUGUUCCCAGAGACUGACUGUGGAUCAGCUGUCCAGAUGAGAGAGUGGAGUGAGUCGGAGAUGACCAUGUCUGCCGGUGGUUACCUCUCUGCCUCUGAUGGGUAUGGCAUCACCGAGCCUCUGCAGUACUACGAUGUGCUGGGGGACCCUUUGGGCUACCCUUUCCAGGAGCCAGACCUACAGGGCCUAGCCUUCAGCCAGCAGCAGUACAGCCCCAUCAAUGUGCAGUUCUCUGUCUACGGACCGACGUCCUCCCAGCCCUUCCACCCACCUUCCACCCACGCCUACAGCCCCCACUGCCUGGAGACUCCCUGUGAGCCCAGCCCGGAGCCCCAGUGUGGAAGCCUGGGGAAGGGGCGAGGUGGGGGAGGUUUGUCCCUGGUAAAGAGGACCAGGCUGGGUCCAGGAGGAAGGGUGAGGGGCCAGGAUGAGCUGUGUGUGGUGUGUGGGGACAAAGCCUCUGGCUACCACUACAACGCCCUCACCUGUGAAGGCUGCAAAGGUUUCUUCCGAAGGAGUGUGACGAAGAAAGCAGUGUACCGGUGUAAAAGUGGCGGAGGCUGUGAGAUGGACAUGUACAUGCGGAGAAAGUGCCAGGACUGCCGCCUGCAGAAAUGUCGUGCUGUGGGCAUGCUGGCUGAAUGUCUGCUGACGGAGGUGCAGUGCCAGUCCAAGAGGCUGAGGAAGGGGACCAAACACAGAGGAGGAGGGCCUGAGGAGGAGGAGAACAUGGGGAGCAGGAGAGUCAGCUCCACCAGCAGGCUAUCAGGACAGGUAGUGUCUGCAAAUUUGUCAGUAGAACAGAAGCAUGUGCUGGACAGGAUGGUGGAGGCUCAUCGGCAGUACAGUGCGCAGGACACUACACACUGUAGGGUGUUUGAGUGGACUUGUACGGAGGUAGGUGGAGACAGACUAACAGACAUGGCAUGCCCUCCCUCUCAGAGGCUGCUGCAGUUCGCCAAGAGUGUACCUGGCUUUGAGCUCUUGGACUGCUCGGACCAGACCACCCUCCUCUCUAGUUCAUCUGUGGAAGUCAUGUUUCUGCUAUCAGCUCAGCAGUUCACCCAGAACCCAGCAGCCUCUAGCCCAGCACUACAACCUUUCAACAUCUCAACUCAUCAUUGGCUGAAAACCUUAGAGUCCAAGGAAAACAUUCAUAGUGGGACCGGCCCUGUAAAUUCAGGAGUCAAUGAGGACUUGCUAGGACCGGUGCUCAACUUCUUCCACAGCAUGGCUGCAUUGGGGGUGACGGAGGCUGAAUAUGCCCUGCUCACUGCUACAGCACUGCUAUGCUCAGCAGACGAAGCGUCGCUGCGGGCGGUGGUGUGUGUGGAGAGCUUACAGGAGCUGACCAUGGAGCUGCUGUCCAGGGUGUGCGGAGCCCGGUAUGGAGCCCAGGGCCCUCAGGGAGCCCAGCGCUUCGCUCGCCUGCUGGGGAGACUCACAGAACUGCGCACGCUACGACACAACCACCUCACCCUGCUCCGACAGCAGCUCUGGGACAGUCAGCCUUGAGACAGACACUGAGUACGAAGAACAGAGAUAGAACAGAGAGACAGAGACACAAACAAAUGGUUUAAAUAAUCUACAUUUUGCUUAAUGUUCAAUGAUUUAUCAAGUUUGUACCAAACAAUUUAAGGUAACACUAUGUUAUGUUAAUAAGGAAAAAUACCAAUACCAUUCUUCUAAGUGAUUGGUUUCUACUGUAAAGUUUGAAUCACCGACCGGUGUUAAACCAAAGUGAGUUUUGUUAUAUGGAGAGCACAGAUUAAGGUAUUAAAAAAGUAUUUUAUCAUACCUUGGCAGUCAUCCUAUUUGUGUUGUUUUCAUGGUGAAGUGGAAUCAACCACCUGGUCAUUAUACUGCCACACAGUGCUCUGGUAGGUCUGUUACACAGUGUUCUCUUGGAGUUUAAAGAGGAAGUUUGUUCAAAUAUAAAUGUUUAUGAUUUUACACUUACCUGGGAUGUUUCGGGUUGACAGUAGUAGCUUGGCAGACUAGUGCAAAACAGCAUUGGUAUCAAUUGUGGCUCACAUCAGAAAAAAUGUUAAUACACCGUACAGAUACCUCAGUUGUCCAACUUCUAUUGUAACCACAUCACUCCCUACAAACAUACACUGUGAUAUAAGGAAUUAUUUCUCAUGGUUGCUGAAAUAUAAACUUUCAGACGGCUUUAAUAAGUGCUCCACAAAGCUGGGAGACAUCCUAUUUGCAACAUUCAAAAAACUAAAAUGUUCUUAAAACGAUGUAGUGUAGAAGCGUAGGUGAAGCGUAAAGGUAAAGAUGUAUUCAAUGGAUAUUGUUCUGAUAUCUAUCUGUGCCCCUGUGAAAAAGCUGUCACUACUGAUCACAGUUGACAGCAGUAAAGCAUAGUCGAGUAGAAAUGCAUAAAACAUACACACUGAUGUUGUUUGAUAGAUUCUAAAGUGCAUAAAGUAAUCAUUUCCUUUUCAUUUUGUGUUAUGAAAAACAAAAGUAAAGAGAAUGAACAGGGAUUAAUAAAAUAAUCACUUAAAUAAAUUCCUUUAAUCUUUAUGCGCAACUUAAAAUAUUUUGAAUACUCAGUUAAGUUGUCCCCUCUGUUCAUGGUAGUGUCCAAAUGAAUAACUUAAUUCAAGACAUAUCUACAUGAAGAGAAGAACCAAAACCAUGAGUACUACUUUUAAUUUGUGACUUUGUUUUAAUAGCAGAUGUACUAUAUUGUUACCUUUUUGUGUUUUGAAGUUGUUGUAUGUGUUUAUAAAUGUAUUUCUAUAGUUA